Messenger RNA from Grus americana (Whooping crane), 2042 nucleotides. RefSeq names its product cleavage and polyadenylation specific factor 4 (gene CPSF4). Gene Ontology annotation, molecular function: zinc ion binding; RNA binding. NCBI's taxonomy places the organism in Eukaryota, Metazoa, Chordata, Aves, Gruiformes, Gruidae. The transcript has 8 exons. The record is from RefSeq and is a predicted model, not a curated record. The coding region runs from base 184 to 915 and encodes 243 amino acids.
UCCGCGGGCGGGCGGCGCGGGGCGGCGAGGUGCUGCCGCCGCCGCCUCCCCUCUCCUCAGGCGCUGCCGGCGCGGAGCGGAGCGGGCCGGGCCGGGCCAGCCCGGGCCCGGCCGCCCGCUGCCACCACCACCACCACCAUACCUCCCCUUCCUUCCCGCUGCCGCCGCCCCCCAGCCGCCACCAUGCAGGAGCUCAUCGCCAGCGUGGACCACAUCAAGUUCGACCUGGAACUGGCUGUGGAGCAGCAGCUGGGGGCGCAGCCGCUCCCCUUCCCCGGCAUGGACAAAUCAGGCGCAGCUGUCUGUGAAUUUUUUUUAAAAGCGGCCUGUGGAAAAGGAGGCAUGUGCCCGUUUCGACACAUCAGUGGGGAAAAGACAGUUGUUUGUAAACACUGGCUACGAGGACUGUGCAAAAAGGGAGACCAGUGCGAGUUUCUGCAUGAAUACGACAUGACCAAGAUGCCUGAGUGUUACUUCUACUCCAAAUUUGGGGAAUGCAGUAACAAAGAAUGUCCAUUCUUGCACAUUGACCCGGAAUCUAAGAUCAAAGACUGUCCCUGGUAUGACAGAGGCUUCUGUAAACAUGGUCCCCUCUGCAGACACCGGCACACUCGAAGAGUCAUUUGUGUGAAUUACCUAGUAGGAUUCUGUCCAGAGGGACCUACCUGUAAAUUCAUGCACCCUCGGUUUGAACUGCCAAUGGGAACCACAGAGCAACCACCACUGCCUCAACCGACACAAACACAGCAAAAGAGAACACCCCAAGUCAUUGGAGUCAUGCAGUCUCAAAAUAACAACACUGGGAACAGAGGACCCCGGCCGUUGGAGCAGGUCACCUGCUACAAGUGUGGUGAAAAAGGUCAUUAUGCCAACAGAUGCACCAAAGGACAUCUGGCCUUUCUCAGUGGACAGUGAAAGAGCAGAACGAAGAGUGCAAGGGAGCUAUUGACACUGAGAAAAGGUUUCUGCCUAGCACUAUGUCUUGAACUAUUAAUCAGGUUGUUUUUUAAUGCCAUUACUGAAAGAACUGGUCAGAGGCUGGCUGCUGCUAAGCAACAUUUUUGUAAUUGUCCACAACUUUUUUUUAUGUUUUAACCUUUUUAAAAUAGAUUUUGGCCUCCGCCUGUUUUCAUUGAGCCCUGCUGAAAGGUAGAUCUAAAAGCAAAUAGAUAUGCAAACCCCUCAUUGGUGCAGCACUCUGCAUAAACGCAUCUUACGCCAGUGUUUCUUUAAAGUGUUUCCCUUUUGCCACUUCUCUUUGGAGAACCUGCAGCAUUUCAGCCCUCCCUGUGGAAGCAGGAAAACUAAUACUUGAAAUGCAUUCCCUUCAGUGAGGAAGCAGAGAUUCUGCUGUCCUGUAGCUCUUCAAAAGCAAAGUCGUGUUCCCAGGUCCAGCCUGUCGUAGGCGGUAAGCUUGUCCUGGUGGCUGACUUGACUUAACGCACCAUGUACAUCAGGCUGUAAAACUCUCGUCCACUUGCUUUGUUUCUGUGCUUCUUGCUAUACUGAAGGUUCGAAAUUAAUCUUCUGGGUGAGAACCGAUCAAGGGGAGAGUAAAUUGGCAUCUCUAUGGUUAGCCAAACAAUGAGGAAGAGUGAUUGUAGGAAAGCUGCAUCUGUGCUCAUUUUCCGUUUGCAAAAAGCAAGGAGGGAAAUGAACGUGGCUUGAAGAAUAGGAAUAGAAGAGCCUUGUCUCAGCCCCCAUCAUCCAGCUCACACUGAGCAGGUAUUUCCAUAGCCUAGGGAAGACCAAGAAGUGGAGAUGUGUAUUCUUGUGGAACACUGCUUUUAAAAGUGGUAGAGCAUUCUUCUGAGAACAAUUUUUGCAAGCCAAAACCCAUUCAUUUUGUGAGACGACUAUUUCAAAAGGGCCAAUGAUAAAAUGUGAAUUAAAAAAAAAAAUUGCACCUACAAUGUGAGCCUUAUUGAUUAUAACCCAUCUCUCAUUUGCUGACUGCCUUUAUACUUUGUUUUUAUUGAAAUGUACUGAUGGAAAAAGCUGGCUGUGAAUUUAUUUUUGUUUAAGACCAAGGUAACAUGACA